CCAAAUUGGUUUGUUUUUUCCACGCUGCUGCCGUGUCGUGAAACAAAGUGCAGUGAAAAUACAGCCAGCCGUGGACGGGUUCGGCAAGGGGCACCUUUGGAGAAAACGUUAAAUCGAUCGCGAAAUCCGGAUCCCGCGGACGGGGAAAAGUUUUGCGUCAGGCCUUUUGCUGCUACUACGAAAUCGGCUCGCCGCCGAACGCCUAGCCUUCAAUUGACCGUAAUUGAUGCGGUGAGCGAAGCAUCCGCCGCGGAUUAUUGGAGCGGGAACUUAACUGACCUUUCCCCUGCAAUUGACUUUUUAGUGUUUCCCGGGUGUUGUGAGGACAGGCCGUGCGUUGUACGGUUGGUGAAGGCAAGGGGCAAGGAAGCGGUGAUUCCUGUGAUUGCUGUGUUAUCCCAAUUGCGUUCACACUGCGUGCAUGUGUCACGAAUCGCGCAAUGGAGACUAGAUUAUCGAGUUUUUCUUGGAAAAGUGACGUCCCAGCAGCAGCAGCAGCAGCAGGAGCAGUGCGUCCAAUGUAGAACCCAGCCCAUUGGAAGAAAGCAAAAAAGAAAAACGCACAGUAAAAGCUGCUGCUCGGAGAGGAAUCAGUGAAGCGCGUUCCGGGGGUUUAGUUAUUCGGUCCGCGAUUUGUGCAGCACCACGAAAAAGGGAUUUCGGUGAUGGUGUAAGUGUGUGUCCCAGUGUGUGUGCGUGUGUGUUUGAAAUUGGCAUCCCGUAGGUCCGGCGGGGUACAACUUCCUCUUCCGCCAACCUUCUGGUGCCUACCACGGUUUUGUAUACAGCGCGUAAGAACAAAAGAACGAGAUUCUCCCAUAGCUGGGCUGAGUCACGAUGGCAUCCUCUUCCCGAAACGGACUUCUGCCGGUGGUGCUCCUGUUGGUGCUCGCUUUGAACAACCUGGUUCGAGUUCAUGGGCUUCCAACAACGGAACAUACUGUACGCACAACAACGAGUGACGACCCCGUUUCGUCGAUGGUUUCCCCCACACAAGCAAUAGAAAGUACGCUGCCUCCCCCAACGGAUGGGGCAGCCAACGGUGGCGUUGGGCCACCCGUACUCCUGCUUCCGUACGAUGCCGACGACGGCCAGGUGGAUGCACUCGGGCAGGAAGAGGAAGAGGAGUUCGAGGAACCCCGUGUCCUUCCGCUGAAAUCGUCCUCCGCGUCCGCUUCCACACCCGCGCUCGUCCGGGUGGUACCGAUCGAUGCGGCCGCAAGCAACGACGAACCACACACUUCCACCCACGAUCCAACGUUUUCCGCCGACGAUGACAUUGAACCAAGUCCACCACAAAAUCUCACCGUGCUGGAGGUGACGUCCACCACGAUCAAGCUGACCUGGCGCGAGCCGGAAAAAGCAAACGGGGCCAUCCACGGCUACCGGGUGUACUACAUCCACCAAAACCAAACCGACCUGCACAUGCCGAUACUGAAGCUGAACGAAAUGCAGAACUCGGUCUACCACUACACGUUAUCGAAUUUGAAACCGUUCACGGAGUACCGCAUUUUGGUGACGGCGUUUACGAAGAAGCACGACGGCAAACCGUCCGAGGUGUCACAGCGAACCGAUGUCGCCGGACCGAGCGCCCCCAAGGUGGUCAACCUUACCUGCCACUCGCACAACUCGCUCUACUACGGUUGGCGCAUUCCGCAGACGUUCUACAAUACGAUCGAUUUGUACAUUAUCAGCUAUCGAAAUAUCGCGUACCACGAGUUCCGCGAGAUACGCAUCACGGUGAACGCCUCCAUUAUGGAGACAUCGCUGAUCAUCCCCAACCUUACCUCCAAUUCCGUGUACGAGGUGAAGGUGCGCGCUGCAUCGGCGAGUGUGAUUAACCCGAAGCAAAUUAUCCUCGGUUCAUACUCGGAACCGCGAAAGAUCUCCCUCCAACCGAACUGCGAGAAGGCUCCGCUGACGUCCCAGAGGCAGGGGUACGAUGACUACAAUCUGGCCGUUAUGGCCGGCAUCGUGUUUAGCUGUUUCGUCCUGCUGCUCAUCGUGUUGGCGCUCAUCCUGUGGAAGAAAUGUUUCCACGCCGCCUACUACUACCUGGAUGAUCCACAGCCCUGCCAGGGUUCGCAGGCUGGCCUGAUCGAUUGGGAAGGCCCGAGCGAGGUAGGUGGUGAGGUACGCUGUCCGGUGCCCGUUUCGGAGUUUGCCAAGCAUGUCGCUCAGCUGCAUGCCGACGGGGAUAUCGGCUUCAGCAAGGAAUACGAAGCCAUCCAGGGUGAGGCGUUGAACGACGAGUACCCCUCGGAGAACUCACAGCAUCCGGAAAACAAGGGCAAGAAUCGGUAUCUGAACGUGAUCGCAUACGAUCAUUCCAGGGUACACUUGCGCCAGACUCCAGGACAGAAGAAACAUCUUGACUAUAUCAACGCAAAUUUCAUCGAUGGGUACCAGAAGCCGCGGGCUUUCAUCGGUACGCAGGGCCCACUGCCCGGCACAUUCGACUGUUUUUGGCGCAUGAUUUGGGAGCAGCGCGUGGCCGUGAUUGUUAUGAUCACCAACCUGGUCGAGCGGGGCCGCCGAAAGUGUGACAUGUACUGGCCGAAGGAUGGCACCGAAACGUACGGCAUCAUCCAAGUGCGGCUGGUGAAGGAGGACGUGAUGGCCACGUACACCGUGCGCACGCUGCACAUCAAGCACUUGAAACUGAAGAAGAAGAAGCAGUCGCAGAUGGAAAAGACGGUCUACCAGUAUCACUACACGAACUGGCCCGACCACGGUACGCCCGACCACCCGCUGCCGGUGAUAAACUUUGUGAAAAAGUCCACCACGGCGAACCCGACCGAUGGUGGGCCGAUCGUGGUGCAUUGUUCGGCCGGUGUUGGCCGCACCGGGACGUUCAUCGUGCUCGAUGCGAUGCUGAAGCAGAUCGAGACGAAGGGCUCGCUGAACGUGUUCGGCUUUCUGCGGUACAUUCGCGCCCAGCGUAACUAUCUGGUGCAGACGGAGGAACAGUACAUUUUCAUACACGACGCACUGGUGGAAGCCAUCGCCAGCGGAGAGACAAACGUCAAGAUGGACACGAUCGGUGGACUGGUGAACCAUCUGGACUUUAUUGAUGGGCAAUAUAAGCUUAUUGUGAGUUAUCAACCGAAAGAGAUUAACCUAACGUCGUCGCUGAAAUCGGUGAAUGCAAUCAAAAAUCGCAGCUCGUUGGUCCCACUCGAGGGCAGCCGGGUGCAUCUUACACCCAAACCGGGCGUCGAGGGCAGUGACUACAUCAACGCCACCUGGUUGCACGGUUUUCGCCGACUACGGGACUUUAUCGUUACGCAGCAUCCGCUGAUUGAAACGUUCAAAGACUUCUGGCAGAUGGUGUGGGACCACAACGCGCAGACAGUGGUACUUCUGUCGUCGGUUGACAAUAUGUCUUUCCUCCAAUUUUGGCCCAACGAGUCGGAACCAAUCGAAAGUGACUACUACCGCAUCCGGAUGGUGUCGGAGACGUCGGAGGAUAACUAUAUCGUGAGGAGCUUUGUCAUUCAGUCGAUACAGGACGACUACGAGCUGAACGUGAAAAUGUACGAAAAUCCCGCCUGGCCCGAUAUGAACAAUACCCGCUCGAUAUUCGAUUUUGUUCUACGCGUGCACGAACGCUGCAACGAGUACCGCAACGGUCCGAUCGUCGUCGUGGAUAGAUACGGCGGAUUCCAGGCGUGCCAGUUCUGCUGUGUCAGUUCACUCGCAAUGCAGCUCGAGUACGACCAGACGGCCAAUGUUUACACCUACGCGAAGCUGUACCACAACAAGCGGCCCGGCAUCUGGACGUCGUACGACGAUAUCCGGCAGAUCUACCGAAUACUGUCCCACAUGCCGAGGGAUCUCGGGCUGCUUAAGUGCACCGAGCUGCGAACCGAGUUUGACGAUGCCGCUAUGAUGACCGCCACCCCGGACCUGUACAGCAAAAUCUGCAGCAAUGGUAGCAUCAACAAUCAGCUUACCGGUGGCACACCGCCGGUCGAUGGUAUCGGUAUGGGCAAUGGUACGACGACAACGACUACGGCGUCGACGACGACGUCCGGCAAUCCACCCUCGGGCAUGACGUUACCCGGUGUUGUUGUCGGUACACCGAACUCGAUCGGUCCCAGCCCGAUGGGGGGCCCCGGUGGAACAACGCCACCACCGCCGGGUGUGAUGACCACGGCUGCCACACUCCAAAACGGUGGCACGGUUAUCGUGAAAAUGAACGGCGACGAUAACGACGAGCUUUCGGUCGUGGUGGCCACCGGCAACCACCAUCUGAACCUCGACCACAAUCAGGCGUAAUUCCUCCUCCGCAUGAAGGAAGGUUCAAAAAGUGUCCCUCACCACAUGUAGCGCGGUGUAUUUAUUUGCAUUUACCAUUCGACCAACGACGAUGCCGCCAACCACACUAUGUGAGGUUUUUUUCGAGAGUUUUUUCCGUUUGCCACAGGCACAGGCAAUCUCUAACCCUCAUCGAUAUGUGUGCGUGUGUGUGUUUUUUUAUGUCGGUAUAUUCUGAACCUACUUUAUAUAUAUGAUCCUUUAUCAAUCGACCAAUUUACGCAAUAAGUUUAAGGUAAUAUUUAGUACGUAACGAUGCAACCCGCCCGCUGAUUCUGCACGCGGCGGCGGCACACUAGCUGUGAGAUAUUACCAUUUAGUUCUCGUUAACCCCUGUUUGGGUGCAAAAGAAAAGCCGCAGUUCGACGAAAGCGAAACACCUCUCAAAUCUAGUCGUCAAAAAUCGCGAAAAAACAACAACCAGUUAGCAGUUUCAUCAUGCUUGUUCAUACGUAGUUGUCCUCCCUCACUGUUUGGGAUCUUCCUACAGAGCCGAUCUGCCAUGUGUCGUUCACAUCGUUUAAUGUUAAAGCAUUUUGCCAUCCCGAGGGAAGAUUCAUCCAGACUUAAUCAUAUUGAUUAUGAUUCCAUUACCAAUUAUGCUAGCUGUAAAGUAUAAGCAAUCUUUCUGUGGAUAACCUUUCUACAUUUUCAUACGGUCAUCGAUACCAUUCAAUUGCUUUCCGGUUGGGUUUCGUUUUGUUCUGGUUUCAUCGCACUGCGGAAAAUGUCGGCUAAAAAGAAAACGGAGGAGGAGGACUCGUACCAUAAUUGUAGCACAUCCUUAAACAAUUUCUUUAGGCUUGGUAAGCGUACAAUUUCUUCUGUAAAUAUUAAUUAGCGUAAUGGAUUUGAGAUUAAUUGUGUCCUAUUGGUAUAAUUGCGUUUGUUUCCGGCUGGUGUACUACAGCUUCCCUAAAGUAGUGUAGUAGUGAUAAGAUCGGUUUAUCUCUUCGGUUGUGUCGCAUUGUUUUGUGCGGUUUACAUAACUUUUGCAACGCAUAGUACCAUUGAUGCUUGUGGCUCUUUUUUUUAUGUGUAACUUACCUCCAACCUUUUGGUUGUGUAGAAAAGCGAUUGCGAUUGAAAAAAGACUCGGGAAAAUAUGGAA
Messenger RNA from Anopheles coustani, 5431 nucleotides. RefSeq names its product tyrosine-protein phosphatase 99A (gene Ptp99A). Gene Ontology annotation, molecular function: protein binding; protein tyrosine phosphatase activity. The record is from RefSeq and is a predicted model, not a curated record. The transcript has 10 exons. The coding region runs from base 838 to 4281 and encodes 1147 amino acids. Gene Ontology annotation, biological process: protein dephosphorylation. NCBI's taxonomy places the organism in Eukaryota, Metazoa, Arthropoda, Insecta, Diptera, Culicidae.